AUGCGGUCGGGCAAUCACAGUCUCAUCACAACUUUCGGCUGUAACUCCAACAUGCAGAACUCGUCAAUGCCACCCAGUAACCCCAAGAUCGCCUGCCCAAUGCGGGUCUUGCGAACUUUGGGGGAGGUCCAAGUUGGGGAUGAGCUUUCCUUUCUGAGCUUGAUCAAUACAGAACCUGUCACCAAAGCCGAGAUCGUUUUAGACUAUGGUCGAUGCGAAGGUGGCUUCCCAAUUUUCGCCAUCACUUCCGCAUCAGCGCCCCAGGGUCAGCGCCAAGUCUCAUUUCAAGUCACUUACAGCGAGACUAUCGCUGGUAUUGAACACGAAAACGGCGAUGGCCCGUUUUUCCUAUUCUCCAAUGCGAUGGAUAGCUACAGGGUCUGCCUGCAUCAUGCCAACACUGGUACUGAUGCUCAAAUUGCCAAAUCUCGCUUUACUCAAGCAUCUCAAAGGUAUCAAAAGAUCACCUUAAUGGAACCAGACACAGCCCUAGUGUUCUCCCAGAUCGGCUUUCAGGCAGUACGCCCGGAAGCUACGAUCAAGGCCAGGUUUCAUUGCUCCGACGAGACGAUUAACCGCAUCUGGAGAGAUGGUGUGCGUACGGUUGAUAUGUGCACCGUCGAUCACGAAGAGACUGUUCCAGCCUGGGAUGUUCUUGAUCAGGGAACGCGUGUCUUUGGUGGCCACUGGGCGCCUUGCAGGCAAGGAACGAGGUGGUCCAAUAAGAAGGUGGCGUUCCAAACAAGAAUCGAGAAGUCUGGCGCCAGUUGGGCAGUUCGAAUGAUAACAAAUGGCCUUAUCUUCUGUUUAGACGUACGAAGCAGGAAACUGACGGCCGUUGAGGGAUUGUCAAACCAAUCCUCCAUUCUGCCUUCAUUCGAGCGAGGAUCAUGGCAAUUGCCGGAAAGCCUAGACCUGUCUGGAUGGUUGACCGUUGAGACGCUUGCCGUUGAAGACCGUUUAACCGUCAAGAUUCAAGGUCAAGAAGUGGCCAACGUUGCAGAGAUUCAGGUCAAGGCGAUGCUAGGCGACAAUCUCGUCAAUACCGGUUCAGUUGCGUUUGGCGGUCCACCUGGCUGGGUUGCACUGUACCGCGACCUAUCAGUGAGAGACCUUGACGGCCAAAUUCUGUAUGAGAAUUCUUUCUUGCAAAGAGACGCCGAUCGUACAUUUGCCGACUUUCAAGUGGGAACAAACAAGCUCCCAUGCACCAUAGACGGCGCAAAGCGAGACAGGGCUUGCUUUGGUGGCGAUGUCUUUGUUACUGGUCGCUCCAUUGCAUACUCCACCGCUGAUCUUGAUGCUUGGAAAGGCACGAUUCAAUUGCUACUCAGUCACCAGAAUAAGGAUGGCUAUCUGGGUAACCUCUGCCCGAUACAGGCCCCAGAGCAUACCGGUCAGGACGAGCCACCAUACUACGGACAUUACUCCUUGAUGUAUGCCCUGCUACUGGUCGUGUCAAUCAAGGAUUACUGGCUGAGCUCGGGUGAUCAAGCUCUUGUCGAAAGAUUAUUUCACCAACUUGAACGUCAGAUGAACUUCAUGAGGAGAUUCCUGAACCACGAUGGGCUAGUUGAAGCUCCGCCAUAUCUUUCAAUGACAUGGUUUCCUAUGGGCGGGCCUGUCUUCGGCGUUUCCGCAGGCUUGAACCUUGCCUACUUUGACGCACUCAACGCCAUGACAUUCAUGUCGAAAGAUAAGGAAACAGAAGCCCAGUACCUGACUCAAGCCAAACGCUUGAAAGAGGCGUUGAUUAAUGUUCUUUGGAAUGGAGAACGAGGCACAAUGCGUCCAAGCCUCUCUUUGCCCGCCGACGGAGUGUUCCAAGACGUGAAUGCCUACGCAGUCACUCUGGGCAUUUCUCCAGAGCAUCCCCAUACAGUGGAAGGCAUAUUUCCACCUAGUGAGUGUCUACCAUCAGCAUUCCGAGGCCUCGAUAGGUGGGACAAGUUCGGGUUGACCAGUCCAUAUGCGUCUGGAUUUGCUCUUGAAGCCCUCUUUACUAAAAACGAGGGCAUGCAGGCGAAGGAUCUGCUGCUCAGCGUUUGGGGUGCAAUGGCGGAUCAAGACAGCCCUAAUUACUCUGGGGCUCACUGGGAAGCUAUGAAAACAAAUGGUACACCUUUCAAUCACGAUGUGUCACUGGCUCACGGAUGGUCUACGUGGCCAGUCUUUCUAUUACCCAGGUAUCUUGCGGGAGUUUAUCCCCUUGAAGCAGGCUGGAAGAAGAUUGGCGUAGAGCCUGUUUUUGCAGGCCUGGACACGGUGGAAUACUCACUUGACACUCCUCAAGGGCAUCUCAAAGUUGGACUGUACGUAGAGGAACAGAAGAGCACUGGCACGAUCAAGCUGCUGGCACCUAAGGGUAGUACGGUCGUGGUCAAGGCACCAAAGGGUUGGUCACUUGCUACGGGUGGUUUCAUUGAAGGAGACGGAACAGAAGUAUAUCUUGAGCUGUCGAAGGAGAGUAAGUAA
Molecule: messenger RNA, 2475 nt
Organism: Fusarium keratoplasticum
Lineage: Eukaryota; Fungi; Ascomycota; Sordariomycetes; Hypocreales; Nectriaceae
Exons: 3
Coding region: 1-2475 (824 amino acids)
Biological process (GO): carbohydrate metabolic process
Source: RefSeq, a predicted model, not a curated record